AUUCUUUAAUUUGUGAUGUUCUUGCAGGCAAACGAUGCACGGAAGGAGUUAUAUGAGAAGGAAAAGGAAAUCCAGGAUCUGAAACAGGAGGUUUUGGAACUAAAGCAGGAACUUAAGGAGGCAAAUGAGCAGUGUGUCCUACUUUACAAUGAGGUUCAGAAGGCGUGGAAAGUUUCUUUCACAUUGCAAUCAGAUUUAAAGUCUGAGAACAUCAUUCUUGCUGACAAGCAUAAGAUAGAAAAGGAGCAAAAUGCUCAGCUCAGAAAUCAAGUAGCUCAACUGUUACAGAUGGAGCAGGAGCAGAAAAUGCAGAUGCAGCAACGAGAUUCAACAAUUCAGACAUUACAGGCCAAAAUUAAAAGCAUGGAGUCACAACUCAGUGAAGUGCGUAAUUCUGGUGUCCCUAGCUCAACAUUUGGCUCACAACCUGGGCCUGGAAUUUCAUCAAUUUCCAAGGCAACAGGGGACAGUAUAGAUUCUUCAAUUGUUACUAAGAAACUUGAAGAGGAACUCAAAAAACGUGAUGCACUAAUUGAGAGAUUGCAUGAAGAAAAUGAGAAAUUGUUUGAUAGAUUAACAGAGAAAGCAUCUUUAGCUGGAUCUCCUCAGCUGUCAAGUCCAUUAUCCAAAGGAACAAUAAAUGUCCAAUCUCGGGACAUUGGAAGGAAUGAUUACAACAAUAAAGGACGUUCUAUGGAUGUUGUUCCUUCACCACAAGUGCCAGAUAAGAUUGAUGGCACAGUUGCUUUGGUUAAAUCAGGUUCUGAGAAAGUUAAAUCGACGCCAGCUGGAGAGUAUCUUACAGCUGCUCUAAAUGACUUUGAUCCUGAACAAUAUGAUAGCCUUGCUGCCAUUUCAGAUGGAGCAAACAAGCUUUUGAUGUUGGUUCUGGCAGCAGUCAUUAAAGCUGGUGCUUCUAGAGAGCAUGAAAUACUUGCUGAAAUUAGAGAUGCUGUAUUCUCUUUUAUCCGAAAAAUGGAGCCUAGAAGGGUUAUGGAUACCAUGCUAGUUUCCCGGGUCAGAAUUUUGUAUAUAAGAUCUCUACUUGCUAGGUCCCCAGAACUGCAGUCCAUUAAGGUUUCUCCUGUUGAGUGCUUUUUAGAAAAGGCUAAUACUGGACGUAGUAGAAGUUCCAGCCGAGGUAACAGUCCUGGAAGAUCUCCUGUGCGGUAUGCAGAAGAACAAAUCCAGGGAUUUAAAGUGAAUAUAAAGCCAGAAAAGAAGUCUAAGUUGUCAUCAGUUGUUCUGAGAAUGCGAGGAAUUGAUCAGGAUACAUGGAGGCAACAGGUUACUGGUGGAAAACUAAGGGAAAUACAAGAGGAGGCAAAAAGUUUUGCGACAGGAAACAAGGCUCUUGCUGCUCUCUUUGUUCAUACUCCAGCUGGUGAACUGCAGCGUCAGAUUAGGUCCUGGCUUGCAGAAAAUUUUGAGUUUCUUUCUGUUACAGGAGAUGAUGCAUCAGGGGGCAGCAGCGGGCAGUUAGAACUCCUUUCAACUGCAAUCAUGGAUGGUUGGAUGGCUGGACUCGGUGCUGCACUGCCUCCCAACACAGAUGCUCUUGGGCAACUUCUGUCUGAGUAUGCUAAGCGGGUCUACACUUCCCAAUUGCAACAUUUAAAGGAUAUUGCUGGCACCUUAGCUACUGAGGAGGCAGAAGAUGCUACACAAGUAGCAAAACUGCGUUCAGCUCUUGAGUCUGUUGAUCAUAAAAGAAGAAAGAUUUUGCAACAAUUGAGGGGCGAUGUAGCCAUGUUAACGUUGGAGGAUGGAGGUUCACCUAUUCAUAAUCCUUCUACUGCUGCUGAGGAUGCACGAUUAGCAUCUUUAAUUUCUCUGGAUGGCAUACUGAAGCAAGUGAAGGAUAUAUUGAGACAAUCCUCAGUAGAUGUCUUGAGUAAAAGUAAGAAGAAAUCAAUGCUCAGUUCUCUAGAUGAACUUGGGGAGCGGAUGCCUUCCCUUCUUGAAAUUGAUCACCCUUGUGCUCAGAGACAACUAGCAGAUGCUCGCCAUAUGGUUGAGUCAAUUCCUGAAGAAGAUGAUCACCUUCAUGAUUCAGUACAUGGUAGGAAAACAUCUGCAGAUUUGGGGUCUGGUACAGAAACCGAUGUGGCACAGUGGAAUGUUUUGCAAUUCAACACAGGAUCCACAACACCAUUUAUCAUAAAGUGUGGAGCAAAUUCAAAUUCAGAAUUGGUCAUUAAAGCAGAUGCUCGAGUUCAGGAACCUAAAGGCGGUGAAAUAGUAAGAGUUGUUCCAAGACCACCCGUAUUAGAAAACUUGAGCUUGGAGGAAAUGAAACAAGUAUUCUCUCAACUUCCUGAGGCUCUAAGCUUGCUAGCCUUAGCAAGAACAGCAGAUGGCACCCGAGCUCGAUAUUCUAGACUGUAUAGAACUUUAGCUAUGAAAGUUCCUUCAUUGAGGGAUCUAGUUGGUGAGCUUGAGAAGGGAGGAGUACUGAAAGACGUGAGAUCAUGAAUGCAAUGUGUAUGACCUCUACUGUGAUGUAUUGUGCUUGGAUGUGUUAAUAAUUUUAAAUUUUCUAUUAUUGGUGGGAGAAGGAACUUGGAGGAAGAAGGGUUGCCUUGUAUGUCAAAAAAAAUUGUUAUAGUUCAUCAUGGGCGGAGAAAAUCUUUGUAUUUUGAAACUUGUAGUGCAAAGACAAUGUAUUGUAUCACACGUAUGCUCUGAAACUAUUGUUGAUGUAAUGGGCAAUUUUUUGUAAUUUAUUAAUUUAUUCGCAACUUUCUAGUUGCAGUUUUCUGCC
Jatropha curcas is the source of this 2764-nucleotide messenger RNA. The record is from RefSeq and is a predicted model, not a curated record. NCBI's taxonomy places the organism in Eukaryota, Viridiplantae, Streptophyta, Magnoliopsida, Malpighiales, Euphorbiaceae.